AUGGCUCAUCGGUUAGCCAACCUUCCAGUCGCCGCCGACAAGAACGCCUCCGUGGAGAACCGGGAGUGUCAGCUGUGGGACACAGUCCAGUCAACCGUCCUGGAUGUCCUCGGCCGCGCACGUCAUCAGCACCAGAAUUGGUUCGACGACAACGACACCGCCAUCAGCAGUCUGCUCGCCGAGAAGAGCCGGUUGCACAAAGUCUACGUUAACCACCCUACCGACGCAAACAAAGCAACUUUCUACCGAAGUCUCUACCUUGUGUAACAGCGGGACGCCUAGAUGGCUCACAAAGCCGAGGAUAUCCAAGGGUACGCCGCCCGCAACGGAUGGAAGGACUUCUUUGCGGCGACCAGGACUGUCUACGACCCUACAGCCAAAAGGACCGCUUCUCAUUUCAUCGCCGACAGAACUACUCUUCCCAUUGAGAAGGCGCAAAUCCUGACGUGCUGGGCAGAGCACUUCAGGAGCGUCCUCAACCGCCCCUCCACCAUCGACCGAUUGCUUUAAGUGGCGAUGUAUGCCGCCCCCGACCUCCCACCCCUUUCCACGAAACCAUCAGGGCCAUGCAACAACUCUCCAGCUGGAAAGCCUACGGGACAGAUGUGAUCCCUACUGAGAUCUACAAGCACGACGGCCCCCAAAUUACUACUCACCGCACAGCGCUCUUCCAGGACAUGUGGCGCCGAGGACUAUUCCCUCAGAAUUUUAUAGACGCCACAGUCGUCUAUCUCUAGAAGCAAAAAGGGAACCGCCAACUCUCGGACAACCACAGAGGAAUCUCGCUGCUCAACAUCAUCGGAAAAAUCUUCGUUCGCGUUCACUUCAAUUGCCCCAACAGCCAUCUGGAACAGGAACUCCUGCCGGAAAGCCAAUGCGGCUUCCGCCAUCAUCGCAUUACCACCGGCAUGAUCUCCAUUCUUUGCCAUCUGCAGUACAAAAUAUCAGGAGAAUAGGAUACAUCUUUGCGGUGCCUUCGGGGAGCUGACGGAAGCCCUUGACACGGCGAAUCGCGAAGGGCUUCGGAAAAUCAUGCAGAAAUUCGGCUGUCCAGAGCGAUUCACUCAGAUGGGUCGUCAGCUCCUUGAUGGCAUGAUGGCGUGCGUCACGGACAGAGGCAUUCACAGUGACCAAUGGAGUGGUAAGGAUCAGGUGAAGGUACCCAAGCAUCUGUGGCACACAAAGAAUACCUUCUAUACUUAUUACCAUGUUCUUUAUCGUGCUAGUGGACGCCUACCAUAACGAACGUCCCGGGAUCCGCGCCACCUACAGGAUGAACAGCCAACUUCUCAAUCGUUGGCGGAUGCACUUUUAGCCGCGUGUAACCACAACUACCGUCCACAAACUUUUCUUCGCCAACGAUUGCACUAUCAACGCAACUGCGAUAGGGAGACAUGUAUGUAAAUCAGCAUGGACAUAUUCACCUCCGCCCGCUUCCAUUUCGGACUGAUCAUCAACAUGGAAAAGACAGUGGUCAUGCCUCAACAGACACCGAAUGCAGAGUACAGUGUCUGGGGCAUCCACGCCAACGGCACUGAAAUGGACAACGUGGGGAACUUCAACUAUCUAGGCAGCACAGUGUCACACUGCAUCAGAAUCGACGACGAAGUGGUCCACCAGAUCUUUAAAGUCAACCAGGACUUUAAAUGACAGUGGAAAUCCGUGUGGAAUCACAGAGUCGCCGUCUUAACGACACUUCUAUACGGAGCAGAGACCUGGAUCAUCUACUCCAGCCAUACCAAGAAGUUCAAUCACUUCCAUCUCAAAUACCUCCUCAAAAUACUAAAGCGGAGAUAGCAGCACGGGAUCCUGGAUGCGGAAGUGCUGACGCGGAUAGGAAUUCUCAGCAUCUGCGAAUUGCUGAGACAAUUGUAACUGCGACGGAGAGGCCAUCUCGUGAGGAUGGACGAUAACCCAAACGGCUCUUCUAGAGUGAUGUCGCCACGGGUGCUCGUCUACAAGGAAGACAAAAAAGGCGCUACAAGGACACUUCGAAAAAUCCUUUGAAACAACUGCAGACCAACCCGGAGACCUGGGAGGAACUCGCCCAGAAUAGACCGACCUGGAGAAGAGUAGUGAAUACUGACGCGGCAAUCUACGAAGCAAACCUGAUCGCUGCGCCAGAAUCAUAAGGGAUACCCGCAAGUCGCAAGCACCUUAAAUCGACAACACAAGCAACCAACUGUUUCCCUCAGGCCCACUCUGCCAGCGCACAUUCCUCUCGCGAAUCAACCUCGAAAACGCCUUCGGACGCAAUACACCAACGAUCUGGCAACGUCAAUUUCUUCUUCUAUUCGCACACCUGGAAAAAAACUCCGCGACGAAGACCAUUUUGUCACCGACAAUCACAAUAUUGCUGCCCUGCUGCUAUACAUCACCGACAUCCUCCGCCCCGCCUCAAACCCUGCGUCGACCACGGCGACAAGCUCCGCCAACACCACGAUAUCUCGCAUUCCCCUCACCGACGUCCCAUUAUCUGCUACCCUCACCACCAACACCUCACCUCCAGCAAUGUGGACUCGGUCCCAACCUGUUCUCAUUGCGAUCCCACCUUCAACUCCCAUAUCGACCUGA
Spirometra erinaceieuropaei is the source of this 2574-nucleotide messenger RNA. The record is from the annotation of a GenBank genome assembly. NCBI's taxonomy places the organism in Eukaryota, Metazoa, Platyhelminthes, Cestoda, Diphyllobothriidea, Diphyllobothriidae.